This is a messenger RNA of Colletotrichum phormii, 1363 nucleotides long. Its product is annotated as TAM domain methyltransferase. Gene Ontology annotation, molecular function: methyltransferase activity. Bases 144 to 1199 code for a protein of 351 amino acids. The transcript is spliced from 9 exons. Lineage: Eukaryota; Fungi; Ascomycota; Sordariomycetes; Glomerellales; Glomerellaceae. The record is from RefSeq and is a predicted model, not a curated record.
AGGAAAAUCUAGAAAAACGAAGUUUCAAAGUUUGUUACAACAGACUACCGCACUGAGGCGACUGCAGGUGUCACCUGAUUCGAGUCUUAUGUCUUAAGGCACCAUUCAAUAGUGUUCAACGUCAGGAUACACGGAGACACACAAUGUGCGAAGACAACGCUGGGAGUAAUGCGGCUGCUGAUGCAAAUGCUCAGCCAGACCAUGAAGUCGUGGUGCUCGCCGAUGAUGAACAAAGCGACACGUCCUCAGAAAUUGGAAGCAGUGUAGCUUCUUCGAGUACGAGUGUGAGCAGCUCAAUUCUGGACUACCGGUUGGAGAACGGCAGAACCUACCACAAGUACAAGGACGGGAAAUACUGGUUCCCAAAUGAUGAGAGAGAAAACGACCGUCUCGACCUGCAGCACAACUUAUUCAUCCUGACUUUUGAGGAUAAACUCGCAACCGCCCCGCCAAACGAACCUGAUGCCAAUGUUGGAAAGGUUUUGGAUAUCGGCACAGGAAGUGGUAUCUGGGCCAUUGACUUUGGCGAAGAGCACCCGGAUGCUGAGGUGCGAGGUGUUGAUCUUUCUGCUAUCCAGCCGGAAUUCGUGCCGCCCAACGUCAAAUUCGAGAUCGACGACAUUGAACAACCCUGGACAUUUUCGCAAUCAUUUGACUACAUCCAUAGUCGUAUGAUGAACUCAUCCAUAAAAGAUUGGAAAUCAUAUAUCAAAACUUGCUACGAUAAUUUGGAACCUGGAGGAUAUCUCGAAUUGAACGAGAUCGACGUCACCCCCACCUCUGACGACGGUACCUUGAAGUCAGACUCUGCGAUCUCAAGGUCUGUCAAGUUGCUUCAGGAGGCAGGCGAUAUCAUCGGAAGACCCUUCCUUGAGAUCAGCUCUCUCAGGCACGUGCUUGUUGAUACCGGAUUCGAAGACGUCCACAGACAACUGUACAAAUGGCCCACGAACUCUUGGCCCAAGCAUGAGAGAUACAAGGAGCUGGGCAUCUGGAACCACGAGAAUCUGGUUGCUGGAUGGGAAGGCUUCUGCAUGGCCCCAUUCACAAGAGUUCAUGGCUGGAGCAAGGAGGAGGUCAUAAUUUGCAUGGCUGAGAUCCGGAAAGAAUUCAAGGACAGGUCGAUCCAUGCAUACUUCAAAAUUUGGUCGAUCUAUGGAAGAAAGCCUCUUGAAUCCGCAACGACGGAGGCUGCGUGAUUUCGGUUGGAGACACUAGUUGUCCUUGGCAAUCUUCAGAGUGACUUGUCCGAAGAAAGACAUUCACGUGAUAGUUUCAAGUUCGCUUUCCACAUUUUCCACAUAACAAUGUACAAGAUUCUGAUCAUGUUCAAGAAUCAAGCUCUGUACGAAAGCUACGUUGA